UAAAUAUGUUACCCAGGGGUGUUAAUUAAUGUGACAAUAUGACGAAAAAGGAGGCAGAACAAACGGACGAAAGACCGCAGUGGGAUAACAAAGCACAGUUUCUGUUAACUUGUGUUGGUUUCGCAGUUGGACUUGGAAACAUUUGGAGAUUUCCUUAUAUAUUACAAAAAAAUGGAGGCGGUGCAUUCCUCAUUCCCUAUUUCAUUAUGCUGUUUGUCGAAGGAAUUCCUCUCCUGUAUCUUGAAUUGGCUGGAGGUCAACUUCUUCGUGCCGGAAGUAUUGGCGUUUGGAGAAAAAUCAGCCCAUACAUUGGAGGUAUUGGAAUAUGCAGCAUGUUUGUUUCUUUUCUCAUUGGAGUAUACUAUAAUACCAUUAUUGCGUGGUGUCUCUGGUACAUUUUCAACUCUUUCCAGGAACCAUUGCCCUGGAAAAAUUGCCCACCAAAUGCAAAUUUGACUGCUUAUGUUACUGAAUGUGCAAAGAGUUCACCAUCACAAUAUUUCUGGUAUCGUGACACUUUGAAUAUUACGCCUGCUAUUGACAUAAGCGGAGGUAUCCAAGUACAUCUUCUGGCGUGUUUGAUUAUGGCUUGGGUUAUUGUUUAUCUUUGCAUCAGUAAAGGUAUAGCAUCCUCGGGAAAAGUUGUCUAUUUCACAGCAACCUUUCCAUACUUCGUGUUGGUUAUAUUCUUGGGCCGAGGUUUGUCAUUAGAAGGUGCAGGAACAGGCGUCAACUACUUAUUUUCAGCUGAUUUUUCCCAAUUGUCAAAUCCCAGCAUAUGGCUCUCUGCUGCAACUCAAAUCUUUUUCUCAUUGAGUCUUGCGUUUGGAGGAAUGAUUGCUUUUUCGAGUUACAAUCCAAGAGAUAACAACUGCGAAAGAGAUACUCUCAUUGUAGCUUUCAUAAACUCUGGAACCAGUAUUUUAGCAAGCGUUGUAGUGUUUUCGGUGUUGGGCUUCAAAGCCACCGUGGAAUGGAAAGAGUGUGUAAAUGACAAUAUUGAAACAAUCCUUGAUUCUCGGGAGAUGCCAGAGGGAAGUAUCAAUGUGGACAGUUACGACGAAUAUGUUGAUGUCAACGAUGUUUCAGAUUUGAAUCUCACCAGUUGCGUUGUGGAAGAGUUUUUAGAUACGAGUGCUUCUGGCGCGGGUCUGGCGUUCAUUGUAAUUGCCGAUGCAAUUGUAAAUAUGCCAGGAUCUCAGUUUUGGUCAAUAUUGUGGUUCAUGAUGCUGUUUUGUCUGGGAAUUGAUUCCAUGUUUGGAACAAUGGAAGGAUUGAUCACUCCUCUCUAUGAUAUUGGAAUUUCAAAAAAACUCAAGCAAAUAUAUAUGAUCUCUAUCGUCAUCAGCAUAUCUUUUUUGAUUUCACUCACGUUUGUGCAAGGAUCCGGUAAUUACUGGCUUGAUAUAUUCGAUACGUACGCAGGAAGUUUACCACUUCUUGUUAUCGCCUUUUUUGAAUUAAUCGCUGUUGGAUGGGUGUUUAAAUAUCGAAAGUUUGAAAAGGCGGUUGAUGAAAUGAUUGGCGAACAAAAAAAUUGGUUCCGAAUUUGUCUACGUUACUACUGGUGGGCUAUGAUCCCGGUAAUCAGCCCUAUUGUACUUGUCGCUGUUUUUAUUGGAUAUUUAUAUGAGAAGUUCUCGUCUGAAAACACUUAUUCCGCAUGGAUUGCGGACGAGGGUGCAAAUGUCCCCAAGGAGUAUCCACCGGGAGCAGUAGCUGUAAGUGCUAUCAUAGCCAUUUCAUGUACGAUUUGGAUCCCAGUAGUAGCCGCCGUGAAAUUUGUGCAAAAUCGUUACUUUAACAAUGAACCUGAAAUUGGAAACACAGCCAUGACCAGAUACAAUCCUAACUCGACUGAUGGAGUUGACAAUGCAGUAUUUGAUGACAAGGUUUGUUGUUAUAAAAUAGUUAAUUGUACAGACAGGCCGAGAAACUUGAUGCCCUUACAGAUAUACAGUUUUUAGAUUCAUCAUAUUGAAUUCACAUUUCGGAGUUUAGUUUUAAUUCAGAUUUAGUUGGGAUGAAAUGGAAAUCCCUACUUUGAUACCAAUUUAAAUUUCAAUAUUCACCCUUGAGAAAUGAUUACUUUGUUGCAAUAUUUCAACUGUAUUUUCACGUCGUGGUCAUGGAUUAUUCUGGUGAUUUGUGCCCCUCAAUUUAGAUAUGUACACUACACUAACAUGUUAAUCAAUGUUCUAAGGAAUCAUAUAGAACUAAAACUGCAGAACUUCUUUCCAUAGCUCCAUACUUCUAAUUGUUAAUAUCCAAAACCGAUUCAUGAAUUUGAAAUUAUUAUCGUUUUACAGGAGGGUGACACGAAAGAAAAUAAGGCGUAAAGGCAAAGAGAUCAAAAGAAACAUAAUCAAGAGUUUUCCAUUGCAAUGCAUCUGAAACCACGAAAUUGCAAUGUCCAUGAUGAGAAAAUAUAUAUAUAUAUAUAUUAUUGAAACCAAAUUGAGUAAUUAUGACCAAUAAAAGAAAUCACAUUUAUAUUGAAAUUUAGUUUAAUUUAGUUGUUCUUAACAAUAAUGUAAUGUUUUCAUAAAAUUAUAAUUAUAGUA
Messenger RNA from Styela clava, 2564 nucleotides. NCBI's taxonomy places the organism in Eukaryota, Metazoa, Chordata, Ascidiacea, Stolidobranchia, Styelidae. The record is from RefSeq and is a predicted model, not a curated record.